Molecule: messenger RNA, 1800 nt
Organism: Microdochium trichocladiopsis
Lineage: Eukaryota; Fungi; Ascomycota; Sordariomycetes; Xylariales; Microdochiaceae
Exons: 3
Coding region: 1-1800 (599 amino acids)
Source: RefSeq, a predicted model, not a curated record
AUGGCAGAGCACGUCGAGGCUCGCUCCCUCGCCUCGCUCAAUCUCCUCGCUGCCAACCCCCCGCAGUAUCCUUCUGCCCCUGUCAGCCAGCGGCAGGACCCCGUGGUCCUCUACAUCUCCCGGGUCCCCGGUUCUCGAGACAUCAUACUCUCCACACAAAAGCCACAGCUCAAAAAUGUCACUGCAGAGGACGUGGCACGCUCAUUGUACUAUGUGCAUCUCAAUACCCCCGAGGACGACCUGCUCAUUCCAAUCGAGCACAAGAGCGGCUCUCAGUCGCCCAGGUCAAGCUCAGAGAGCCAACCCAUAAAGCGGAAACCACUGCCUGCUCAAGGACCUAGCCACUUGGGCACGGAGGUCGACCAGCUUCAACCUCAACCGCCCGUUCAGCAGCCACCUGAAGCCGGCCCUGCCAAGGUGUAUGAAGCCUUUAACCCUAAUGAUGACACGUCUCAGUCGAUGCCACCGCCGCCUCCUCCACAUCUAGACCAUUCGCACAUAUCCAGUGGUGGUCAACAAGCCCUUGACCUAUCUCACUUCCAGGUCGCCAAGUCCAGACUCGAGACUGGCGCCACCACCAUUCAGCAGCCGGCCUGCAUCGCCAUCGAAAAGAAGAAAAAGAAGCCGUUUGCGCCUUUCUCGCUAACUCUGAUCCGGCGCGACCCGACUCAGGGCCAGCAGUGGAACGUCGGGCAGGUGGCAUCGUAUCAGCUGGACGAUCUAGAAAAUCUCGACCAGGAAAACCCCGCUGCACAGUCAUCACCCUCAAUCAGCAUCCACCUCGAGACAUCAGGCUAUGCCAAAUUCCGGGGUAUGCCUACUCGCCCAAGCAUGAGUAGCGCAGACGUGCGCAGGAGCUUCGACGGCCGGCCAGGAAGUUCAGGUGGGGUCUUUCUCAAUGCUCCGGGGCACAAUCCGCCAGUCCCAUCGCUUCAAGGGGGUUUCGACCGUGAAGUCAUGAUGUCCUACACCCCAUCGUUCACGUCGAAUAUCCGGAAUCUUUUCGGCCGUGAGCGUAAGAGCUCCAAAGGUGCCGAUGACGCGCCCUCCACGAUGCCUCAGCAGGUAGUGCGGCCUACGCAUAGCAGAGAAGCCAGCACUGGUUCUGUGACGUCGUUUUUCGGCGACUUUGAUGGCGCCAAGCCGGUCAUUACCAAGCCAGGGCCUGGUCUGCGGCCGCGCGGUUAUGUUUUCAUAAGUCCGUGGGACGGUCGGUGCGAGUUCGUCACGGGCAAUGCCGGGCGCACCCUCCGUUGCAACCACAUUCUCCCACAAAUGGGUGGAGGCGCUUACAACCCGCUCGUGGACGGCGACGAUAGCGAAUCUGGGAACGGCUGGCCCGUCAGCGGGUUCGGCGGCGGCCCAAACAAUGCCAACAGCAGGAAGAAUCGCAACAUCCGCGCCGUCAGCGAGCUGCGCUUCAACCUGCCUAGCAGCGAGCUUUUGAACAGCAGGGAGAAGCGCGAUCGGGCGCGGAGUCUCGAGGGCGGUGCGGCGCGGGCCAGGGACCAGCUGCAGAGCCAGUUCAGCAAGGUCGUCCAGAGCAUCGAGAGUCACACGAACGGGCAAGGCGGUGGCGCCAAUGGCCCGUUUGGCAGGAGCGACUCUGACGAGGAUUUCUACGAUGAAGAUGGACGCCUGAACAUGAGCUUGGGUCAGGAGAAAGCUGGCGGCGGCAACCGCGGGAAGAGAGCCAAGAUGGGCAAGCUCAUCAUUGCCGAGGACGGGCUGAAGAUGCUGGAUCUCGUCGUGGCUGCCAACGUCGGCAUAUGGUGGGCCGCCUGGGAGAAGACGUCGUGA